This is a messenger RNA of Cotesia glomerata, 4923 nucleotides long. RefSeq lists its product as uncharacterized. The transcript has a single exon. Gene Ontology annotation, molecular function: DNA helicase activity. Gene Ontology annotation, biological process: DNA repair; telomere maintenance. Bases 1 to 4923 code for a protein of 1640 amino acids. Lineage: Eukaryota; Metazoa; Arthropoda; Insecta; Hymenoptera; Braconidae. The record is from RefSeq and is a predicted model, not a curated record.
AUGGAAUCGAGCAUUUCUUUCGAAAUUAUUGAAAUUCCCGGCGACGGCGCGUGUCUUUUUUCUUCAUUAUCGCUUUUAUUGUAUAACACAGUGUCCUUUAGUGAUCAAAUAAGAAGUGAAAUUGUGCUUUACGUGUUUAAAAACUGGCAGAGAUUCCAAUGCUUUACCAAUCAGUUAAAUGGAGAACCUUAUAGUAAUAAACAUUCGUACUUUGAUGACAUGUCGAGGCCCAACACGUAUGGGACUCUUUGUGAAAUCAAAGCGGCGGCAGAAUUAUUUACAUAUGAGUUUCAAGUGUACCAACAUGGUCAUCUAAUAGUUGCGUUUGGAGAAGCAACAAACGGAAUUAAAAGAUUAAGGUUUACUGGGAAUUUUAAUAAAGGUCACUUUGACGUUUUACUUCCAUUGACUGAACCCAUCAAUAACGGUGUUUCUCAAUCGGAAAGUAUUGAUAACGUUCAAGCAUCUUUCACUCAACCAUCACUUUCAUCAAGGAGAGGACAAAAACGGCGAAAAAGAUUUUCAGGUACAAUUAGGUCUAAACAACUUAGAAAAGCUGCUUCAAAAUAUGCGGUAAAUCAUAAAGAAGUUCAGAGAAAGGCUGUUAAAAAAUACAAAAAAAAUCAUCCUGAGAUCCAAAAAAAAGCAGUUCAAACGUAUGUUAAUAAUCAUCCUGAAGUUAUUAAUAAAGCUCAAAAAGAUUAUCAGACUAGAAAUCCGCAUGUUAAUAAAGCAGCUACAGCUAAAUACCAUGAAAAAACAACAAGGACUAAAUUAUUGCCCUGGACUUCUAAGUGUUUAUCUGGUUUUAAAUACAAUUGUCAAAUUGAUUAUUCCAAUGACAAAAUUGUCAAUCUUGGUCCCCGUUCUCCUUGCCAAUGGUGUAAUGCUUUGAAAUGGAAAGAUGAGACUCAAGGAAUGUGCUGCAGUAGUGGUAAAGUUCAACUUUCUAAGCUUGGCCUCCAUCCUGAACCUUUACACAGCUUAUUGACUCAUCAGGAUCCAUUGUCAGAACAUUUUCUAAAAAAUACCCGUAAGUAUAAUGGAUGUUUCCAAAUGACAUCUUUUGGAGCCAAAGAGGUAAGAGAAGGAAAUUUUAUGCCAACUUUCAAAGUUCAAGGGCAGGUUUAUCACAGAAUAGGCAGCUUGAUGUCUGAACCUAACCAAAAGCCUUCUUUUCUUCAAAUAUACUUUGUUAGUGAUGAAUGUCAUGAAAGAGACAUCCGUUGUGGAAUUUAUCCUGGCGUUUAUCCGGAAUUAGUUCAUCAAUUGCAGAAGUUGUUAUAUCAGCAUAACAAAUAUCUUAAGGAUUUUAAGGCUGCAAUAGAUUCAAUUCCUAAAGAUCAAAAAGACUUCAAAGUAAUAAUUAAUGCUGACAGAAAACCGGCUGGAGAACAUAAGGGCCGUUUUAAUGCUCCUCAGGCAAAAGAAGUUGCAGUUCUCAUUGUCGGACAGGAUUUCGAAAAAAGCGACAUUGUUCUUCACAGUAGAGACAAUAAGUUGAUGCGAAUUAGUGAAACACACCGCUCAUAUGAUGCUUUACAAUAUCCUUUGAUGUUUUGUUAUGGAGAAGAUGGCUAUCACAUCAAUAUAUCUAAGCGUGACGAGACGACUAAACUGCCUCUCGAUAAGACAGUAUCUGCUUCAGAAUUUUACAGCUUUAGGAUUAUGGAGCGUGAGAAUGAAGUGUGCUAUUUAUUGCGAUUCCGCAAUCUUUUAAAUCAAUUUUUAGUUGACAUGUACGCAAAAAUUGAGACUGAAAGACUUAACUAUAUUCGUAACAACCAAAAAAAACUGAGAAGUGAGGAAUACGUUCACUUGAAAGAUGCUUUGUCAAAAAAUGAUGAACAAUUAUCAACAAUGGGAAAAAUGGUUGUGUUGCCUUCUUCUUUUACUGGAGGACCCCGUUACAUGCAUGAGCGAACUCAAGAUGCAAUGACCUAUGUACGUCAUUAUGGACGGCCAGAUUUAUUUAUAACAUUCACCUGCAAUCCUAAGUGGCCGGAAAUAACGCAGCUUUUGAGUGAAGGUCAACAGUCUUAUGAUAGACAUGACAUCGUAGCGAGGGUUUUCAAUGUGAAAGUGAAACAUAUGAUAAAACUUCUUACAGUAGGUCGUAUCUUUGGUGACACAAGGUGUCACAUGUACACCAUAGAAUGGCAAAAACGUGGACUCCCUCAUGUUCAUAUUCUAUUAUGGUUAGAAGAGAAAAUGAGACCAGAGUCUAUUGACCAAAUUAUCUGCGCUGAGUUACCUGAUCCAGACAUAAAUCCAGAUCUUUAUCAAAUUAUCAAGACAACCAUGGUUCACGGUCCAUGUGGAUCUUUCAACUUAAAAUCACCCUGUAUGGUUGAUGGUAAGUGCACAAAAAAUUUUCCAAAGAAAUUUUUAAAAGAAACUCAAACAGGAGAUGACGGAUAUCCCAAGUAUCGUAGACGAUCACCAGCAGACAGAGGAAAAACUUUCAAACUUAACGGAGUUGAAAUCGACAACCGAUGGAUAGUGCCGUACAAUCCCGUUCUAUCCCAUACCUUCGGGACUCAUGUUAAUGUUGAGAGUUGUAACUCCGUAAAAGCCAUAAAAUACAUCUGUAAUUAUUUAAAUAAAGGAUCUGACCAAGCAUCGUUUACCGUUCAGGAUUUUGAUGAGGUGACGAAGUACCAGGCGGGACGUUACAUCAGUAGCUCUGAAGCAGUCUGGCGAAUAUUUCGUUUUCCUAUUCAUGACAGGUUCCUUUCGGUGAUGCAUCUUGCUGUACAUCUUGAAAAUGGUCAAAGAAUUUAUUUUACUAAGCAAGAUGUGAUUGACAAAGUAAUUAAUCCAAAAAAAACAACACUCAUGGCUUUUUUUGAGCUUUGCCAAGUUGAUGACUUUGCAAAAACUCUAUUGUAUGUUGAAGUUCCAGCUUAUUACGUAUGGAAAAAUAACCGCUUUGAUAGAAGAAAAAAAGGUAAGGUUGUUUCAGGUUAUUUAGGAGUCAAGAAAGAUCAAGUUUUAGGUAGAGUUUAUACCGUGCAUCCCGGAAAUACUGAAUGUUAUCACCUGCGUCUUCUCCUACAUGAGAUUCGAGGUCCUACAUCAUUUUCUGCUUUGAAAACUGUUGAUGGAGUGAUUCAUCCAACAUUUCAAGCAGCAUGUAGAGCACUUGGUCUUCUAGAAGAUGACGCUAAUUGGUAUCGCACUCUGGAUGAAGCUUGCAUCUCUGAUUCGCCCUACAAGAUCCGUGAGCUGUUUGCCAUUAUGUUAGUUUUUUGUCAUGUUGACGACCCAUCGAAAUUAUGGGAGAAAUAUCGAGAUUAUUUUUCAGAAGAUAUUAAGAGAGAGGUAGAACGAGACGGUGGAAAUGUUGAGCUGUUACUUGACGUUAUUUACAACAAAUGUCUCAUACUACUUGAAGAUAUUGUUAUAUCAAUGUCUGGAAAAACACUUCUUCAGUUCGGCCUCCACUCUCCAACCCGAGAUGAAAGGUUUAUUGUCACUAAUCGUCAAUAUUUGCGUGAAUUGGCUUACGACACCGUCUAUUUAACUAAAGUUGUAGCUGAAAAUGUUCCUAAAUUAAAUCUAGAACAGAGAAAAGUUUACAAUGAAAUUUUAAAUUCGAUUAUAUCUGAUUCUGGGCAGUUGUAUUUUCUUGAUGCUCCACGUGGUACUGGAAAAACGUUUUUAAUCAAUUUACUGCUUGCGAAAAUCAGGAGUGAAAAAAACAUCGCUAUAGCCGUUGCUUCUUCAGGAAUUGCUGCGACUUUGAUAGACGGAGGUAAAACAGCUCACUUUGCCUUUAAAUUACCUCUCAAUUUAGGUUAUUCUGAGUCUCCACUUUGUAACAUCUCUAAACAGAGUGAUAUGGCUCAUGUGCUGCGAGAAACAAAAAUUAUUAUCUGGGACGAAUGCACUAUGGCUCACAAAAAUAGUAUUGAAGCUCUAAACAGAUUGCUCAAAGAUAUUAGAGGUUGCGACCGAAUUAUGGGAGGAGUAAUUGUUCUCUUGGCCGGUGAUUUUAGACAAACUUUGCCUGUUGUGCCACGAGGAACACGUGCAGAUGAAGUUAAAGCCUGUAUUAAGUCAUCAAUUUUAUGGCCUUCGGUCAAAGUUUUAUCUUUGACUAUCAAUAUGCGUGUUCAUCUUCAGCCAAAUUCGAAAGCAGAAGAGUUUUCAAAAAUACUGAUUGAUAUAGGUGAUGGCCAAAUUCCGGAAGAAGACGGAAGAAUAAACGUGUCCUAUAUUAAUUGUGAAACUGUCCCAGAUUUAAUCACCUUGACUGACAAAAUAUACCCGAAUAUUGACAAAGCUGGCGAUAAUUGUAGUUCAUGGUUAAAGGAGAGAGCCAUCCUCACACCAACCAAUGAACAAGUCAAUUGUAUUAACAACUUUUUGCUGGAGAAACUGCCAACUGAGCAAGUAAGAUAUGAAUCGGUGGACAAAGUACUGGAGGAUGAAGAAGCUGUCCACUAUCCUGUUGAAUUCUUACACACACUCGAUCCACCAGGGAUACCACCUCAUGUUCUUCAACUCAAGAUUGGCACUCCAAUAAUGUUGCUCCGCAAUUUAAAUCCGCCAAAAUUAUGUAGUGGUACCAGGCUUCAAGUCAAGGUCUUACACAAAAAUGUCAUUGAAGCCAUGAUUUUCACCGGAAAAUAUGAAGGAGAAACUGUAUUCAUUCCAAGGAUCCCUCUGAUUCCAUCAGAUUACCACUUCGAAUUUAAACGUCUGCAAUUUCCUGUCAAAGUUUGUUAUGCCAUGACGAUUAACAAGGCACAAGGGCAGAGUUUAAAGAUGACUGGUAUUGAUUUAAGAAAUGACUGUUUCUCUCAUGGCCAACUAUACGUGGCAUGCUCAAGAGUAAGUUCACCUGACAGCUUGGUCAUUCUUCAACCAAUAGGAAAAACGAAGAAUGUUGUAUAUAAAGAAGUUUUAAGUAUUUAA